Bradysia coprophila is the source of this 784-nucleotide messenger RNA. RefSeq lists its product as uncharacterized. The record is from RefSeq and is a predicted model, not a curated record. NCBI's taxonomy places the organism in Eukaryota, Metazoa, Arthropoda, Insecta, Diptera, Sciaridae.
UUUAUCAUUAUACAAUUGUAGACUGACCGAAACAAUCGAUAUCAGAAAGACUAAAUAAUGAAUAAAUUGAUCUGGUUGUUCGCCAUGAUGGUGCUAGUUCUAGGAGAUAACACAUUCAAGCUAAACAUCGAACAAUUGGCGAAUAUAUCGCGAUUUUAUCGCUUUGCCCAAAUUUGUGAACAUGAAUGCGAUAUCAAAACUCGUUAUGAGUAUGAUGGCAGGAUAAUUAUUUCAUUCAAAACCAAUAUUAAACCCAAAGAAUGUGACGAUGUACUAUGCAAAUGCAUGUGGAAGUAUCUAAAUCAGCGAUGCUGGCUCACCGAUGUUGAACGCAAAUGUAUUGUGAAAGGUGGCCAACUGACGAUAUACCUAAUCGGACCUCCAAAUCCAAAUUAUGAUCCGCUAGAACCGCUACCGACAGUUACUGCACCGAUCGCAACCCUGGGUGAUGUUCUCAAAUACUAUCCAGAAUUGGAAAUAUCUAAUCACAAAUGCAACCCGACCACUAAUACUACUGCUAGUGGACUAACUUGCAUGUCAAUUGAAUGUAAAUUAAGAGCCGAAUCACCCUGUUUUGAAACAGUAUGUGAAAAUAUUUUGGAAACCAUGAAUCAAUGUAAGUGGCUGGGAGAUUUUGAAAACACGUGUUCAACUAGAGCUGGGAAAGUUAUUUUCGAAAUGACUGGCAAGUGAGGGGUUAUUUUAUGAGUUCGGACAUCUAUAAUAACGAAAAUUGGCAAUGAAAUGUACUCAAAAUGGUUAUGUUAAAAGUAAAAAUAUUUUC